ACGUUUAUUGCAUGGUUUGUGCAAUUUGGAAUACCGGUACAUACCACUUUAAAAAUAAAAUGUUUAUUUUCUAUCAUUUUUAAUCUUUGUUUUUCAAACAAAUAAUUAAAAAUAUUUUGAUCAUUGAACAUUUUAGAUUUAAUUACUCAACUAUGGUUGAUGAGAGGAGAGACUUCAUUCUAAAAACGGCAGGCAACUAUUAUGGCAUUAAUGAUCUUGAACCAUCCAAGUCAGAAAGAUCUAUUGAGGAAUUCCUAGAUAACAUUGACUGUCUCACAUUAAUCAUCAAGAAACAAAAUGAGGGAUCUGAGUUGGAGUUCAGUAAUGAGGUAAAUAAUAUCAUUAUACCGUAAUCAAUUUAGAAAAAGGGUAACUAAAAAAAAGAAGUAAACUAAAUAUUGAAAAUAAUUCAGUUUUUAAAGAACCUUGAA
Messenger RNA from Nilaparvata lugens (brown planthopper), 431 nucleotides. RefSeq lists its product as uncharacterized. The transcript is spliced from 2 exons. Lineage: Eukaryota; Metazoa; Arthropoda; Insecta; Hemiptera; Delphacidae. The coding region runs from base 153 to 353 and encodes 66 amino acids. The record is from RefSeq and is a predicted model, not a curated record.